Molecule: messenger RNA, 2480 nt
Organism: Procambarus clarkii (red swamp crayfish)
Lineage: Eukaryota; Metazoa; Arthropoda; Malacostraca; Decapoda; Cambaridae
Biological process (GO): synaptonemal complex assembly; reciprocal meiotic recombination
Cellular component (GO): chromosome
Source: RefSeq, a predicted model, not a curated record
AGACGCCACAAUUACUCCACCACUCUCCCCUCCGCCCUCCGGCACAUAGGUGGCGCUCGCCCAGAGUACCAACACAUUAACCACUCAACCCUCUAUAUAAACCAUCCAAGUUUAUACCCACCAUCCUGAUCUUCUUUCAAUCUUCUCCUGAUCCUUCUUAUGCAAGACUGAUUUCGUUUAUAGAGUCGUCUGCUAAGGAGUCAAGGCACGCAAGUGGCGGGUUUUUCAAAGUUAUUUCGGAAGUUGGUGGCGGGUGCGUGCGUGAUGGCAGAGGCGGUGGGCGUGACGACGGGUGAUGGUGGGCGUGGUGUGACGACGGGUGACGGUGGGCGUGGCGUGGGUGCGGCCACGCCCCUGGUGCUUCACAGCAGUCUCCAGCAGGCCUCCUUCACCGAGUAUCUGGGAAGCGGCUUCAAGAUCAGAGUAAGUGACAAAACAGGUGUGGGGAGUGUGAUCCUGCCUCGGUGUGGCGUGGCUGCCCUAGUGGUGCAGAUGCCUCGCCUCCCCAACACUGCCUCUGGGGACCUCCAGGGAGACUCAGGGGCCGGACACGUGGACACGGCCUCCGAGACAUUAGACCAGCUGAUUGACAGAGUGAGGUCGUUCAUGCGGGGUCACCGCGUGACGGUGGUGGUGGUCGUGGGGGCGGUGUUCGGGGAGGAGGAAGUGGGUGGUGUUUUAGGCCAGCUGCAGCUGAGACUCCUGCCCCGCCCGCCCCUCAUCCUGCCCGCCCACGGCCACGCCCAGGCAGCAGCCCACAUCCAGGUCUUAGCCAAGGCGACGCUGGAGGAGCGGCGGCAGGUGGUGGAGGCGAGGAUGGGCAGGAUGGUGGAGGCGGCCAUCACCAGGGAACACACCCACGUCAUGGGCCAAGUCAUCGGUCUCAACUUCCACCAGAUGUCGAGGCUGGUGGAGAGGUUCGGGUCGCUGGGCGGUGUGGUGAAGGCCUCGGCACAGGAGAUCCAGCGGGGCGCGGACCUCGACCCUAAGACUGCUGCAGCCAUUCUUGCCUUCCUCACCAGGGAUACCGUCACCGUGUAGUCGCUCAUCUGACUCUGCACCCGGCCUUGAAAAAAAUAUAACUGGGAAUAUACCACAUAGGUACUAAUUCAUAAGCAAGAUAUUGACUAUAAACAAUAAGUCAUAUAUGUGCUGUCUUGUUGGAGAGCGGGUUGGCACCCGAUGCUCUCAUCAUUUACGCCCCUCACUUCAUCACCAUUCACGGCAGACAUCUCAAAUUCAAAUUCGAAAUCUGUCAUGCAGCUGGAGACCUGUGUACAGCGGUUAUGUUUGUUUAUUUAUUUAUUUAUUUAUUUAUUUAUUUAUUUAUUUAUAUACAAGAAGGUACAUUGGGGGUUAAGAGAGUGUUUAAUUAAGAGAAAAUAUACAUGAAUGAUUCCCCCAUCACUGUUACUAGUAGCAAGCAACGGAGAACUAUUUAUCACCACUUCAAAAUUUGUUUUAGUUUAUGAAGCUAUGAGUGUUUAUGAAUUAUUAUAUUUCAUUAUAAUAUGACGUAUUUACCGCUAAUUCCUUCACAAUUUUGCCUGUCUGAUGUUCUAUCAAUCUUCACAAACGUUUCGUAUUUAUCUUACAUUAUAAUUGUGUAUGUCAUUCUGAUUCACAUGUAAAUGCAUUUUCUAUAGUUUAUUAGACAAAAUGGUAAUUUUUGUUUUAUGUAUUGUAUAACACAUUGUUCCAAUGUGAUUUUUGUGACUAUUUAUCUCAAACUUAUACACUGUUUUGUAUUCUCACCAGUUUGUAAACAAGGAAGGCGAAAAUAAUGUAUGUUUUAGGUCAUAUAAAUACAUUGACAUACAUUAGACAGAUCAAUUAGUUUUCUUUAUGGUACAUACAGCUUGUGUGAGGUUUUCUAAUCCCGACGACUGAUAGAACUAGUUUUACUUAUCAAUGUAAUGCCUCGUUGUUUAAAAUAAUUACCGGUAAAUGUAGUGAGUAAAUAGGCAAUUCUAAAUUGUAAUUAACAACGUUUGCACAUCGCCAGCUUUCACAGUAGAACAGCAAGAAAACCGGCAACGAACUGAGAGACACACUAAAUGUAGCUGAGAAACACAGAUCAAUGCAAAAGUUCAAAGCUAAAGCUAAGGAGACGGCAGGUGAUCACGGUAGAGGAGAAGACGCAGUCCUUCACUCAUGUAUAUAAGAUUACUUCCAAUAUAAACAGUCACUAUUGACAGCGGCACAUAAAUUUAAUCCAAAAUCAUAGAGGAACCGCCGAUAAACUGUCUACCACUGAAACUCCUAUCAGAAUAUCUCUGGACUAAUGCAAAUGCCUCUGUUCACCUAGCAGUGAGUAGAUACUCAGGAGUUGAUCAGUUUGUUGUUGGGCUGCAUCCUGGGCGCUGUGUGUAAUUCGGCCUUGAGGGGGGGAGGGCUCAAAAGCCCCUGCCAUAAUGAAUUACAGUAUUGUAAAUAUGUUAAUGUCACCCUCUCUGGACAAGAGAAAGUCCCUCUAGAUU